Molecule: messenger RNA, 7457 nt
Organism: Topomyia yanbarensis
Lineage: Eukaryota; Metazoa; Arthropoda; Insecta; Diptera; Culicidae
Exons: 4
Coding region: 354-7055 (2233 amino acids)
Biological process (GO): DNA integration
Molecular function (GO): nucleic acid binding
Source: RefSeq, a predicted model, not a curated record
UGAAGUGUCAGAGUGAUGAAAUAGAAAAUAUACGGCGAAUGAAGAAAAGUUUAAGGCGUAAAGAUAAAAAAUAUAAUUUGUAGAAUUAUAGGAAGUGAAGCAGAGAAGAUCGUGGUGUAGAGUAUAGAUCGGACAGAUUGGAUUAAUUGAGGUGAAGGAAAAGUUUCUGUUAGCGGUCCGUGGUAUUUCGGAUACUAAAUUGUAAGUAGCAUAAGAUAGGAAGAGCAAUUGGAAAUGAAAUAAAAAUUUGUGUUUCAGCUUCGAGCAGAUAAUACCGCAACUAGCGAGUUGUACUGCUAAACGAACUCCGAACAAUUACCGCCAACAGAAAACUCGAAGAAUUUACGGUAAUUAUGUCCAACGUACGACAGACAAGGUCUAUGGCUAAAGCCGCGAAAACUAACCUCGAAAAGGUGGACAUCAAUGAAAGAGAUGAAGGAAGGUAUGAUCCAUCUUUUGUACCGUCUAUGGUCGACGAUGUUGAAGCUGAGGUUUUUGACUGUGCGUACUGUGAUCGGCCGAACACUGCCGAAUGGUAUAUGGUCCAAUGUAAGGAAUGUGAGCAUUGGUAUCAUUUCUCAUGUGCUAAAGUAAGCACAACAAGUGUUAAUAAGGCUGCCUUUUCAUGUGUGUUAUGCGUACCCCGAAUCUCCGUUCCGGCAAUCCGCUCAGACACAAGUCGGAUAACCUCAUCAAGCGCGAGGAAAGCACGAAUCGACCGGGAGUUAGAGCGUCUCGAGGAAGAACGACGCCUACUGGAUGAGCUUUGCCAAGAAAAGCUUGCGCAAGAGCAAGCGUUGUUGGAAAAGGCAAGAUUGGAGAAAUUGGAGCGGAUGAAGCUGUACAUUGCCAGAAAAUACGAUCUGCGCAGCCAACAGGAUGGCAACGAUGAACAUAGCGAAGGUAGCUAUCGUACAAACCGAACGAGCACCAGUAGGGUGGGGGUUUGGGUCGAGAGUCAGAGAAAAAUAACCGAGUUUGCUGCCGCGGAACCUACUCUACCGACUAUGGUAUCUCCGGUCGAUACACGCAACGUGAAAUUCACGUCAACUCCGUUGGCAGAGAGUGCAUCAGUAGGCAAGGUGGGUGUGCAUUCGCUGCUGUCAGGUGACAUAGCUACCGUUAGUAACAUGAACUCCCUUAUACGUACAACGGGAAGUAUUACAAUUGGUGAAAAUCUGGAGGAUGAUUCAGAUGGAAUCGUUGGUAUUGAGGACAAGUCGUACCACGAUCUGAUCUCGCCGAUACUUCCGUCGGUAAGCGUCCAGCCGCUUCUAACGUUGCUUGAAGAUGCACGUGCUGGACCGUCGAAUGUAGGUACGGUUCCUAAACUGGCCAAAAGUGUUCCAACAUACAAUCACUGGCGGCAAGAGACUGGUGCAUUGCGUUUGCAGGAACUGCACCAUAAUAAAGAGAACGAAGUAAGGAGAAAGCGGGAGCUUGCAUUGGUGGAGCAGGUGAAGCAACUGGAAAUGCAACGGGCCCAGGAUUUGCACGAACAGCAACGCAAGGAAGCCGAAUUCAAGCAACAACUGCAGAUUUUGAAGCAAGAUCAUGCGGCAGCGGAACUACAACGGCAGCAACAAAUAGCAAGUUGGGAUAGCGAGUUGCAACGUUUACGUAAGUCGGAACAGGAUUUUAUGUACCAGAUGGAGGUGUUACGUCAACGAGAGGAAGCGAAAGAAACGCGAGAUGCGCUAGUGUUCCAAAGUCAAUCGCAUUUGGUGACCGAGGCGAUGGGAAGUAAAGAGUCGGUCUGCUCCAAACAACAGCAAUCUCAGAGAGAAAAUCUUCGACCUCUUCACGGCAACCACAUGAAGAUAUCUGGUGAUAUCUACAGCGACGUGGCAGCUUCGGUAAGUGCUGGAACUUAUCAAGCAUCCCAUACACCUGUAGUAGAUUAUCGCCCCUCAUAUUCUAAUAAUCGAGUGAAUGAGACCACUAUCGUUUCAAGUCCAGUGGGUGGUCGUACCGACUUAGCGUUCUCAACACCCUCUCUAGCCCCUGCCCCUCAAGUCUUUCAAACCAGUGCCCUUUACGCGCCGGUUCAAACGCAGUAUGCCCCCACAGCAAACCCCUAUACAAAGAAUCAAUUGCAACUAGUUUCAAUAGGACCAACACCGCAGCAACUAGCUGCCAGGCAUGUAGUUUCAAAAGAAUUGCCAGUGUUCACAGGAGAUCCAGUUGAUUGGCCACUCUUCAUCAGUAGUUACCAACAUUCAACACAUGCGUGCGGAUAUUCUGAUUCGGAGAACUUGUUGAGGCUUCAGCGCUGCCUCAAGGGAAGUGCGAAAGAAGCAGUGAGCAGCUUCCUUCUUCACCCGUCAACAGUCUCUCAAAUCAUAUCCACCCUCCAAAUGCUGUAUGGACGUCCGGAACAGAUAGUGCAAAAUAUGAUCGCAAAGGUUCGAGCAACUCCUGCCCCAAAAGCCGAUCGACUGGACAUGCUGGUGAGUUUUGGAUUGGUGGUGCAGAACUUGUGCGGACAUUUGAAGGCGGUUGGAUUAGACAAUCAUCUGGCGAACCCAGUGUUGCUGCAGGAGCUCAUCGAAAAACUGCCGCCAGCUGUGAAGUUCAACUGGGCAUUGUAUCAGCAGCAAAUUCCGAUAGUAGAUCUGAAUAUUUUCAACGACUAUAUGGCAAAAGUUGCGUCUGCUGCUAGCAGUGUGACACUUAUGAGCGGAACUACAACGAAGCCCUUGCGAGAUGAGCACAAAGGAAAGGAGAAGGCUUACGUAAAUGCACACUCAUCGGAGCGAAUUCAGCAUGAGGAUAUCGAAAAUGAUAAUCGGGACAACGAGAAUCCACCAUCAGUUUCUACUACUCCAGCUCCCACUACUACGAGGAGGACGGAGUCCUGUCCAGCUUGCGGUGGCUGGAGCCACCUAGCUAGUAACUGCGCAACAUUCAACAAGCUCUGCGUCGAUGAGAGGUGGAAGAUCGUAAAAGAUCGCAAGCUUUGCCGACGAUGCCUCACACCUCACAUUCGCUGGCCGUGCAAGGGAGAAGUUUGCGGAGUCAAUGGGUGCCAGAAGCGCCAUCACCGUCUUCUCCACUACGAGCAAUCGCCAGCUGAUUCCGAGAUGAGUAGAUCGAACGUGAAUGCCACGGUGACAAUUCAUCGUCAAAUGACAUCAUCUACGCUUUUUCGAGUUCUACCUAUGAUGGAUCAUCGACGUGUGUUGGAACAGUCGAUUGCGGAUUCUUUGGGUCUAGAGGGGAAGACGGAGCCUCUGUGUAUCCAGUGGACGGGUGGUAUCAACAAAAAAAUGUCGGGAGCCCGACGAAUGAGUUUGGAGAUAUCCGGAGCUGGGAGUGAAAAGCUGUUCAACGUCGCCGAAGUGUACACUGUGGACAAUCUCGGGCUUCCUGAACAAACUCUGGAGUUCGGCGAGAUGGAGAGACAGUACGACCACCUGCGAGGUCUCCCAGUUAGCAGCUUCAAGUCAGCCGUUCCACGAAUGCUCAUCGGAUUGAACAAUACACACCUGUUGGCUACACUAAAGCUGCGAGAAGGCCGUCCGUUAGAGCCAAUUGCAACGAAAACCCGUAUUGGCUGGGCGGUUUACGGAAAUUUACGAGAGGACACGGAGUCAUUUCAGCAUCGCCAAAUGCAUAUUUGCGCUCGAUCAGACGACCAGCUCCAUGAUUAUGUCCGUCAGUUCUUUUCGGUGGAAAGUAUGGGUGUGACGGUAGCUCCUUCUAUUGAAGGUAUCGAGGAUCAAAGAGCACGGAAAAUAUUAGAGGAGACUACGGUGCGUACAGCAAGUGGGAGGUUCGAAACGGGUCUUUUAUGGAAACACGACCAUGUCGAGUUCCCUGACAGUCGUCCAAUGGCGGAGAAACGUUUGCGGUGUCUAGAGAAACGUCUAUCGAAGAACCCCGAGUUGUAUGAAAAUGUUCGCCAACAAAUAGUAGAUUUCCAACAGAAGGGAUAUGCGCAUAAGGCAACCAGUGAUGAAUUGGCUAGUUUCGAUACCAACCGAACUUGGUACUUGCCACUCGGAAUGGUAUUGAAUCCAAAAAAGCCUGGAAAAGUGAGGUUGAUUUGGGACGCCGCGGCAAAAGUCAAAGGCGUAUCAUUAAACACGAUGCUGUUGAAAGGACCGGAUCUGUUAACACCCCUGUUGUCCGUAUUGUAUCGCUACCGCGAACGAGAGGUUGCGAUAUGCGGAGAUAUAAAGGAAAUGUUCCACCAAAUUUUGAUACGGGAGAAAGAUCGCAGUGCGCAGCUUUUUCUCUGGAGGAACACUCCUGAUCUGCCGAUGGAGACGAUGGUAACAGACGUCGCGAUAUUUGGUGCGACGUGCUCGCCGGUACAGUCGCAGUAUGUGAAAAAUUUCAACGCAACGGAGAACGAGAAAGAGUAUCCUAAGGCUGCAGAUGCUAUAAAGAAAAGGCACUACGUAGAUGAUUACCUGGAGAGCUUAGAUACUAUAGAGGAAGCAGUCGGAUUAGCGCUAGAGGUUAGUGAAGUUCACGCAAAGGCCGGAUUUCAGAUACGGAACUGGAUUUCCAACCAUGAAGUUGUGCUGAAACGUAUCGGGGAAGUCAACCCAACGGCAGUGAAAUGUUUUGUUGCUGAUAAAGAGGUAGCUUCCGAACGACUGCUAGGGUUAGUUUGGUUGCCAAAUGAGGACGUUUUCUCAUUCACGUUGAACCUUCGGGACGAUGUCAGACGGUUAGUUCAAGGCGAAGUUAUUCCCACGAAAAGAGAGUUACUGCGAGUUGUCAUGAGCAUCUACGAUCCUUUGGGUCUCGUUGCGGCGUUUGUGAUACAUGGAAAGGUUAUUGUGCAGGAUGUAUGGCGAGCAAAUGUCGGAUGGGACGAAACUAUCCCAGAUGAGGUAUUCUGUCGAUGGGAACAAUGGCUCACAGUUUUACGGAAUAUGGAGAAUAUAAAGAUCCCUCGAUGCUAUUUUCCCGGCUACGAUAUAAAUAGUUUGGAUUCGUUGGAGCUACACAUAUUCGUUGAUGCCAGUGAGCAAGCCUUUGCAGCUGUAGCCUAUUUCAGAAUGCUGGAUCGAGGACGUGUGCGCUGCGCUCUAGUCUCUUCAAAGACCAAGGUCGCACCCCUUCAACCGUUAUCUAUCCCGCGUUUAGAACUACUUGCAGCCGUUCUAGGAGCGCGACUGAGGAAAAGCAUCGAGGAAGGACAUUCGUUUAAGAUAAAGCGUACAUAUUUCUGGACCGAUUCAACCACCGUCCGCUCAUGGAUUAAAUCCGAUCUACGACGAUAUCGUCCAUACGUGGCAUUUAGGGUUAACGAGAUACUCAGUCUGUCGAAGGUCGAUGAAUGGAGGUGGGUUCCAACACGACUCAAUGUCGCUGACGAGGCCACGAAGUGGGGACGAGGCCCGUCCUUUGAACCCGCUAGUCGGUGGUAUAAGGCACCUGAAUAUAUACACGACGAAAAUCAUGAAUGGCCAAAGGACCCUGUUGACAUCGGGGAGGCCAGCGAAGAACUACGACCAGCCUAUUUAUUAGCGCAUUUAAUUUUGAAACCGAUCGUUGAUUUUGAGCGUUUCUCGAAGUGGGAACGUCUGCAUAGAUGCGUUGCGUAUGUCCAUCGGUUCGUGGACAAUUGUCGGCGAGCGAACUCCAAGAUACCGUUGGAAACUGCUGGAUUAACUAAAGAAGAGUUGCAGAAAGCAGAGCGUAGUUUAUGGCGGUUGGCGCAAUCGGACGAGUUUCCGGACGAAGUUGCUACGUUGAAGCGCAAUCUACGAGUGAGAAACGAGGAUCGGAAGCCAUUGGAGAAAAGCAGCAAGAUCGCAACAGCCACGCCAGCGAUGGACGAGUUCGGGAUUCUCCGAGUGGAUGGACGGUCGGAAAAAGCAGAAUGCCUAACCUAUGAUGCUAAAUAUCCUGUUAUUCUGCCGAAGGAACAUCGGAUGACCAGACUUCUUCUUGAUUGGUACCACCGUAUUUACCGUCAUGCAAACAACGAAACUAUCGUGAAUGAAGUCAAGCAGCGAUUCUACGUGCCAAGGUUGAGAGUUCAAGUACGUCUUGCUAGAAAAAAUUGUACAUGGUGUCGAGUACAUAGAGCUGUUCCUGCUGUACCCAAGAUGGGUCCAUUACCUCGCGUUAGAUUGACGCCAUACUUACGACCGUUUACGUUUGUGGGAAUUGACUACUUCGGUCCAUAUCAAAUACAAAUCGGACGGAGUGUAGUUAAAAGGUGGGUGGCCCUUUUCACCUGUUUAACGAUCAGAGCCAUUCAUUUGGAAGUCGCAGCGAGCUUGUCUACAGACUCUUGCAAAAAGGCCAUUCGUCGCUUUAUCGCCCGCCGAGGCGCCCCACAGGAAAUUUUCUCCGACAAUGGUACCAAUUUUGUCGGUGCGAGUAGGGAGCUGAAGAUAGAGUUGAAAAGGGUCAACAAGGAUUUAGCGAGUACGUUCACCGAUGCCAAUACGCAGUGGCGAUUCAAUCCACCUGCGGCACCGCACAUGGGAGGUUGUUGGGAAAGAAUGGUAAGGUCGGUGAAAGUCGCACUGGGAGCCCUUCCGACGGAGCGUAGAUUAGACGAAGAGUCAUUCAUCACGUUGUUGACAGAGGCGGAACAUAUGAUUAAUUCUCGUCCCCUGACAUUCGUGCCGGUAGAAACUGCUGAUACCGAGUCGCUCACCCCGAACCAUUUUUUGUUGCUAAGCUCCAAUGGGGUUCAGCAGCCGGUAAAAAAUCCCGUCGACGCGAGGGCUGCAAUUAGGAGGAGCUGGAAUAUGAUCCAGCACGCAUUGGACAAUUUUUGGCGUCGGUGGAUAACUGAAUAUCUGCCUACAAUAACCAGACGGACAAAGUGGUUCCAGGAUGUAAGAUCAAUCCAGGAAGGUGAAUUGGUGCUGAUAGUGGACGAGAAUGUCAGGAAUCGGUGGUUGAGGGGACGUGUGGUCCGGAUAUACCCCGGAAAGGACGGAUCAGCUCGUCGUGCAGAUGUUCAAACGAGUAGUGGAAUUUUGCAACGUCCGGCGACUAAACUCGCUAUAUUAGAUGUAGGAGAUGUAGGUGACGCCGAGGCAAAAGCUCUAGCGACACGAGGGGGAGAAUGUUGAGUGUAAAGUUCCCAGAAACCCCCCGUUGCGUGGUGCGGCAAGUCAGCCCACAUUUGAAUUUACCCUAAAAUGGGUUAUGGUGAGAGAGAGUGUAGACGAGGAAAUGACCAAAACAAAGUGAAGUGUCAGAGUGAUGAAAUAGAAAAUAUACGGCGAAUGAAGAAAAGUUUAAGGCGUAAAGAUAAAAAAUAUAAUUUGUAGAAUUAUAGGAAGUGAAGCAGAGAAGAUCGUGGUGUAGAGUAUAGAUCGGACAGAUUGGAUUAAUUGAGGUGAAGGAAAAGUUUCUGUUAGCGGUCCGUGGUAUUUCGGAUACUAAAUUGUAAGUAGCAUAAGAUAGGAAGAGCAAUUGGAAAUGAAAUAAAAAUUUGUGUUUCAGCUUCGAGCAGAUAAUACCGCAACUAG